AUACCUCAAUCUCAACCGUUGAUAAAAUUGAUCCAACGGCUAAGAUCACAUCAUCCCUUACUCCCCUUUUAAACAAAACACCAAAACCCUAAUUCAUUUUUGAAAAAAAAAAUCUGCCUCCCUCCCUAUCUCCCUCCUAUCUCCCUAAGGUCCCACCGAAGCUGCCGCCGGCCAUCACCAGCCGUUCACCGCGGCUGGUGAGACACCGGAGCACCAACCGCCUCCCUCAUUCUCCUCCUCCGGCAAACCAGCGCCGCCACGCUGCCAACAAGACCAACAGCCCGCGCCUCAACCUUCUCCAACAGCCGCCUCCCACCGGAGAACGAAGACAUCCAACCGAACGGUCCCUACAGUCAUCAGCGGCGCCCGUCUCCGACCACCACUCGCUCCAUCCAACGCCAUCAACGACAGCAACAACAACAAACUCCGGCAACCGCCUUUUUCUCCAUACCGCGCCACCAACCGACUCCGGCAGCCACCCAAUCAGACCAGCCGUCCUCCACCUCCAGUCACCAACGAGUAGAAGAAAACAAUGACAAACAACGAGCCAGCGACAUCCAAAGCCACUGUCUUCUCUGUCUCCGAUCAGAUUUCGUCGAAGAACAUUGAAGCUCGUAAUGGGUUCAUAGAAUCCGUACCAGUUAUACAUUGUUGUGCAGAUCAAGAAAUUGUGAAUUUUUAUUCCGUGCAUCUGCUAUCGGUGAAUCUACAAUAUUUUAUGACAUAUAUUUCUUUUGGCUUAUGGUGUACUGGACUCUGAAAAUGAUGCAUCUUGGAGGUGGUUUUUCGAGAAUUUGAAGGAAGCAUACGGUGAAAGAAAAGAUAUGUGUGUCGUUUCUGAUUUUAAUGCAAGCAUCAUAAAAGUUGUCAGUGGCGUGUAUAAUGAGGUACCACAUUAUGCAUGUAUGUGACAUCUAUGGGGAAAUGUAAAAAUUUUUUUUCGAAAAUUACAUGAUGCAUUAUCAGAUGUCUUCUAUACCAUGACAAAAUCAUAUUUGAAGACUGAAUUUCACAUGUUAAUGGAGAAAGUGAAGGCAGUUGAAGUUAGAGUGAAGAAUUACUUGAAAUUGGCUGAUUACGAUAAGUGGGCUAGAUCAUAUGCAUCCGUUCAUAGAGGAUGGACUUUGACUUCAAGCAUUGCCGAGUCCAUUAAUGUUGCGUUGGUUUCAGCUAGAGAACUACCAAUAUAUGAUUUUCUGGAGGAAGUUAGAUUGAUGUUUGGAAGAUGGAACUGUGAAAACAGACAGCAGGCGUUGUAUACUUUUACUGAUCUUAUUGAUAAAUUUCAAGAAGUUCUUCAACAAAAUGAAGCGGAGUGUACACGUAUGAAGGUUAUACCUGCAUCAGAGUAUAUCUAUACAGUCCACGACAAGGAGAAACAUUUUAUUGUUUGUCUUAAGGAAAAAAAAUGUUCUUGCAAUGCAUUUCAAUUGGAUGAGAUACCGUGUGUUUAUGCUUGUGCAGUUCUUGAUAUCAAGAAUUUCAAGAAGGGACCAUAUUACUCUGAUCUAUACAAGCCAAAAAUCGUUUUGAGAACAUAUGAUCUUCCAAUUUAUCCUCUACCACACAAAGAUGACUGGGUGAUUCCGAAGCAAAUUAUGUAUAAGGUAGUUUUGCCGUCGAAAUACAAGCGACUCCCUGAAAGACCUUCGAAGAAGGACCGUGAAAAAUUCAAACAAGAUAUGUUUGGAAAGAAGAGCAAAAAUUGUUGUAGUUCAUAUGGAUUAAAAGGUCACAAUAGACGUUCAUGUAGGAAAUACAAUAAAUGAUAACUUGAUUGACGUAUUAAGUGAAUAAACAAUUGAUGAUUUUUUUCAUUUAUGAAAAAUAUAUGUGAUUUUCAAUUUUGAUAAA
This is a messenger RNA of Capsicum annuum, 1854 nucleotides long. RefSeq lists its product as uncharacterized. The transcript has 4 exons. NCBI's taxonomy places the organism in Eukaryota, Viridiplantae, Streptophyta, Magnoliopsida, Solanales, Solanaceae. The record is from RefSeq and is a predicted model, not a curated record. The coding region runs from base 981 to 1769 and encodes 262 amino acids.